AUGCUUCUUUCAUUCCGCAUAUGGCUCGGAGACAUUGUUUUUGGCGUCCUUGGGAGCUCGAGCCGUCCCGGGGGCGCUCGCGUUUGUCGUCGACGACUAGUCAAGUGGCCAUGCAAACAGAACGAACUUGACGCUCUGCUCUUCGUCGCCGCCAAUACGUCAAUUCCAGUGCCAAAGAUCUAUAGGACGUAUCAACAUCAUGGCGAGUUGGCUGUUGAGAUGGAGUAUCUGCGCGGAUGCAAGACCGUGCAAGAUUCAUGGCACGAGCUCACGGACCUUGAGAAAGAAACCGUCGCUGAGCAAGUCGCUGGGUAUAUUGAGCAACUUCGAGCUUUGAAAUCUCCGAGUGAGCAGAAGGUGUCUUCCACAAAUGGAGGACAGUGUCGAGAUAUCCGAGUCGGCACUGUGAAGCUUUUUGGGCCAUUCGAAGACGUCCCGACGUUCCACCAUUUCAUCCGUGGCGGAAUACCAAUCGAAACUACAUCCACCGUGUUUGGUGACAAAGUCGCGAAGAUUCACCAGCGCAAGUACAACAUACACUUCACACACGGAGACUUGGCAUCGCUCAACAUCCUUGUACGGAAUGGAGAGGUCGCCGCCAUUGUUGAUUGGGAAUGCGCAGGAUGGUAUCCUGAAUAUUGGGAAUAUACGAAGGCGCACUACAACUCUGUCUACCAGCCCGAAUUCCACCGAUUGCUCGACCAAAAGGUUACUCGGUAUGACGAGGAGCUCGCAGCCGAGCGCAUGCUAUGGGAGAGAUACGAUCAAUUUCUAGAUACAGAUCGCCCCGAUGAUAACUGUGACUACGACGACCAUCCUGCGCCCGCUUCCCAACAGGGGUAA
Ramularia collo-cygni is the source of this 843-nucleotide messenger RNA. RefSeq lists its product as uncharacterized. Gene Ontology annotation, biological process: protein phosphorylation. The record is from RefSeq and is a predicted model, not a curated record. Gene Ontology annotation, molecular function: protein kinase activity. NCBI's taxonomy places the organism in Eukaryota, Fungi, Ascomycota, Dothideomycetes, Mycosphaerellales, Mycosphaerellaceae. Bases 1 to 843 code for a protein of 280 amino acids. The transcript has a single exon.